AUGCGUUUCCAAUUAGCUACAGCUUUACUCUUACCCACCCUGGCUCUUGCCACCCCUAUCAACCCUUCCUCCGAGGAAGGCAAACUAGCUCCUCUUUCAGAGAGCGGUGAACACAUCGAUGAUGCUUACAUCGUCGUCUUCAAGAAGGGUAUCGAUGCCAAUCAAAUCGCUCUCCAUCUCAGUGGAGUAGAGCAAGAGCAUGGUGCGGAUCCCCUCUAUUCAUUCUCUUCCAACGGUGAAGUAGAUACCGGCGGUAUCAAACAUGUAUACCAACCUCCUACUUCCGAUAAUGGAUACUACGGUUAUGCUGGUAAAUUCUCUGCCAACACUCUUAACACUAUCCGAUCUUCACCUGAAGUCGAAUAUGUUGAGCGAGAUCAAAUCAUGCGUACUCAAGAUAUCCCUCAUGGAGUCGACGACUGGCUCUCUUCCGCUAUUUCCUCUUCCGAUGACGAGGGAGAUGAAAUUGCCAGUGAGGGGAUCGCAACCGAGAAAGGCGCACCAUGGGGUUUAGCCAGAAUCUCCCACCGAAACGAAUUGAAACUAUCUACUUUCACCGAAUACCACUACGACUCUCAUGGUGGUGACGGUGUUACCGCCUAUGUCAUCGAUACCGGUAUCAACAUCGAUCACGUCGAAUUCGAAGGUAGAGCUAAAUGGGGUAAAACUAUCCCUAAGAACGAUGUAGAUAAGGAUGGUAAUGGUCACGGUACCCACUGUGCUGGUACUGUCGGUUCAAGGAAAUACGGUGUAGCUAAGAACGCCAAGUUGGUUGCCGUCAAGGUAUUGGGCUCAAACGGUUCUGGAUCAAUGUCCGAUGUAGUUGCUGGUGUCUUAUGGGCCGCCGAGGCUGCUGCUGCUGAGAAAGCCGAUGCCGCCAAGGAACUCGCCGCCACCGGCAAGACCAAGUACAAGGGAUCCGUCGCCAACAUGUCACUCGGUGGUGGUAAGGCCAAAUCUCUUGAUGACGCUGUCAACGCCGCUGUUGAAGCUGGUCUUCACUUCGCUGUCGCUGCUGGAAAUGACAACAAAGACGCCUGUAACUACUCUCCCGCUGCGGCUGAAAAGGCAGUUACCGUCGGAGCUUCCACCUUGGGUGACGAGCGAGCCUACUUCUCCAACCACGGUAAAUGCGUUGACAUCUUCGCUCCUGGAUUGAACAUCUUCUCAACUUGGAUCGGCGGAAACCAAACUACCAACACCAUCUCUGGAACUUCCAUGGCUUCUCCUCACAUCUGUGGUCUUCUUGCCUACCUCGUUUCCAUCCACGGUACCGAGACUUUCAACGCUCUCAACAUUCAAGAUGAGACUACCUCAGCCACCGGAGGAUUGUACGCUCAAGCUUACUCUUUAUUACCUAAACUUGCUCAAGCUGUUUUACCUACUCCUGAGACCGAAGUCAACGUCGCCCCUGUACCUUCCAAGGACACUUUGACCCCUGCCAAACUCAAGAAGGCUUUGGUCGCUUUGGCAUCUACUGGUAAACUCACUGACCUCCCUGCUGGUUCACCUAACCUCUUGGCUUACAACAACGCCACUACCCACACCAAGUAG
This is a messenger RNA of Kwoniella botswanensis, 1554 nucleotides long. RefSeq lists its product as uncharacterized. Gene Ontology annotation, biological process: proteolysis. Bases 1 to 1554 code for a protein of 517 amino acids. The record is from RefSeq and is a predicted model, not a curated record. The transcript has 5 exons. NCBI's taxonomy places the organism in Eukaryota, Fungi, Basidiomycota, Tremellomycetes, Tremellales, Cryptococcaceae. Gene Ontology annotation, molecular function: serine-type endopeptidase activity.